CCUCUUCGUAUUUUAAGCAUAUAAUGGGAGAUGAUAAAGAGGCAGAAGAGGCCAUCAAGGCUUUUCAAUUAGUCGAAUUCGAUCCACCUAAUAGAAAACAAAAACGAGGCACGAUAGAAUGCGUACCAUCGACUUGGAUUUCCUAUAACCCAUCGACUGGCAGAUGCCAAUGCAAAUUCAUGCCACCUCCGUAUUCAGUAGAGGACUCUGAACUUUUGUGUUGGCUCGUCAAAGAACAAAGCCCUCUACAAGAAUCUUGGCCUGUCUACCCAAUAACACUCAAGGGACAUGCGACAACUUAUGAUGAUGCAAUGAAACGUCUCAAAGUAUUAGCAGACAAGAAAUUUGUAUACACAGAGGAUGGAACGUUACCAGAAAAAAAAUCAGAGGCAGCUAAAAAAGCAUAUCAGAGAAUCAAAGUCAAAGGCGAUAAAGCAAUUGCUGAAAAGUUGAUGCAAGUGCAACCCAUUAACACCUCCAGGAAUGACGAUUAUGCAUCAAAUGUAGACUCAUCCUUUGAAACAUCUGACCCAAUUCCUUGUAUUAACAGCAUCAAGGCCAAGAAAAAAAAUACAAAACUUAAAAAUAUGACAGAAACUGACAAUGAGUCAACAGCUGAUGAAAACAGCAAUGUGAUCAAACCCAGAAAAAAACCGAAGCAAAAAUCAAAACAAGAACAUGCUUCCUCUACCGGCAAAAACCACGUUCAAGAAAUUGAACGAAAACUGAGCAAAAGAUCAUCACGUGAAGUGUCAAAAUCCACAAAAAAUGUGCCUAAAGAAAAUAGCUCUGAACUGAAUCAGAGAGAUUGUGAUAUCCUUAGCGGACUGAGAUACGAUGUUCAAAUGCUAACCAAAGCCAUCGACAAACUCAAGGCCAUCGUUGAAAAAUCGGCCUUAGCGAUGGAUGCUCAUGGGGCAAAUGUCCAAAGUUUUACGACACAAUAUGAUCUGAACCUGCCUGUAACGACUUUGAAGGACUUUGACGCAUUCGACGAGAAAUUAAAAGCUGACAAAAAAUUUCGUAAAGAAUUCAUGUGCUUUUGUUGAAAUACAAAGAGGGAGCGCAGGGAUCAAUGACACAUGUAACUGAAAAGAGUGUUUAUCGAGAACUCGGUAACUGCCUGAGUAAUGCCGUCGAUUGGGAUGGGCAUCGUAAAUCUCGACUAAAGAAAAAAGCUGCAAAGAGUACUACAAUCGCUGCAGUCCAAUCAGUUUGUGUCAAUGUACAUUGCAGCGGCACCAGCAUGGAAUCGUUGUCUCGUAAAUCCACAGACAAAUCUUCUUAGUAACGUAUUCGAAAACUUCCCAAAAUAGUUGUGUACUUUUGUGCUUACUGAUUAAAAAAAAAGUAUUAAAAAAAAAGUCAUUAUUUACGUACUUUUCUACUCACUGAUGGGUUUGAAAAAUAAAAAAAAUAUGUGUUACUUACGUAUUUUCUAUUUAGUGAUGUAUUAAAAAAAAAAGAAAUUCACUACUAACAUAUUUUUCACUUACAUGUUUAAAAAAAAAAAUCCUACGUACUUUACUGCUGACUGAUAUGAUGUAUUGAAGAAAAUAAUAAUAUAAUAAUAUAAAUGAAUAGAACUUUCAUACGUUGCGAAAUAUUCAUUCUAGAAUUUAUCCUUUAUCCUUUUUUCCGAUAAUUAUAUGAAUAGCUA
Neodiprion virginianus is the source of this 1660-nucleotide messenger RNA. RefSeq lists its product as uncharacterized. The coding region runs from base 24 to 1049 and encodes 341 amino acids. The record is from RefSeq and is a predicted model, not a curated record. Lineage: Eukaryota; Metazoa; Arthropoda; Insecta; Hymenoptera; Diprionidae. The transcript is spliced from 5 exons.